This is a messenger RNA of Coffea arabica (coffee), 1560 nucleotides long. RefSeq lists its product as uncharacterized. Gene Ontology annotation, molecular function: protein binding. The record is from RefSeq and is a predicted model, not a curated record. NCBI's taxonomy places the organism in Eukaryota, Viridiplantae, Streptophyta, Magnoliopsida, Gentianales, Rubiaceae.
AUGAAGAAUCAUUAUUCUUCGGUUGUUUCCCUUUUCAGAGAUAUGUGUGUCCGGGGCAUUCAUGUUGAUGAGGCCACCCUUAAUAUAAUGAUUAAUUGUUACUGCGUUGUGGGCCGAGUGGAUUUAGCUUUUUCAACAUUGUCUGGCUUCUUCAAACGUGGUUUUGUUCCUAAUGUGGUCACCUUUGGCACUUUACUUAAGGGACUCUUCCGAGACCAUAAGGUUCCUGAGGCGCAAGAAUUGUUCAAAAAGUUAAUCAAAGAAAAACUUUGUAAACCCAAUGAAACUAUGUUGGGGAUUGUGAUAGAUGGGCUCUGUAAGGCAGGAAACACUCAAACAGCCAUUGAAUUCCUCAGAGCAACGGAAAAACGAGGAAGUCCUUGUAAACCUGAUGCAAUUAUGUAUAAUACCAUCAUUGAUAGCUUGGGCAAGGAUAAAAUGGUUGAUGAAGCUCUUGCCCUCUUACAGGAGAUGAUUGAAAAGGACAUUCCCCCGAAUGUUGUCACUUACAGUUGUUUGAUUCAGGGUCUGUGCAGCUUAAGCAGAUGGAAGGAUGUUGACAAGCUCUUUGCUGAGAUGAAGGCUUAUAAAAUUGUUCCAAAUGUUAUUACUUUUAAUAUAGUGGUGGAUGCACUAUGUAAGGAAGGGCAUAUAGAAGAUGCUGAAGAGGUAGUCCAGAUCAUGAUCCAGCAAGGUCAAAAUCCCAACCUGGUCACAUACAGUUCCUUAAUGGAUGGGUACUGUUUACAGAGGCGAAUAGAUGACGCAAGGAGAGUUUUCGAUACCAUGGUUGCUAGUGGCCUUACACCUGAUCUCCAUUGCUAUGGUAUUCUGAUAAAUGCCUAUUACAAGACCAAGAAAGUGAAUGCAGCCAUGAAGCUCUUUCGAGAGAUUCCACAUAAAGGUUUAACACCUGAUAUUGUUAUUUAUAACAGUGUGUUGCAGGGGUUAUUUAGUUCAGGAAGGUAUCUUAGUGCACGAGAAAUUUUCAACGAGAUGCAAGCUUCUGGCAUGAAGCCUGAUUUUCACACUUACUGUGUGGUACUGGAUGGAUUAUGCAAGACUGGACAUGUUGAUGAAGCAUUGGAGUUAUUACAUGCAACCCAAGCCGAUGGAACAGAUCUUUACAUUGAAAUGUAUAAUAUCAUGCUUGAUGGGUUGUGUAAAUGCAGGAGGCUCGAUAGUGCCCGAGAUCUUUUCAAAAAUCUCUCCCUCAAAGGAUUGGACCCUAAUGUUUUGACAUACAGUAUCAUGAUUGCUGGCCUACUUUCAGAAGGUUUGCUCAUGGAAGCUAAAGAGCUUGUUGCAAAAAUGGAAGAGAAGGGUUGCCUGGCAGAUAGUGUUACAUACAAUGUUAUUCUGCAAGGACUCCUUAAGGGAGGUCAUUAUGAGGACACAAUGGCCUAUUACGAAGAAAUGGUUCACAGAGGAUUCUCUUUGGAUGCAUCUACCUUUUCCAUUUUACUUGAUUCUGCUACUGAAAAACAGAAGAAUCCUUCUCUACUUAUGUUGAUGCUGAAGAUUGAUCCUGAUAGCAAGAAGUUUAUGGAUGGGAGAUAA